Molecule: messenger RNA, 243 nt
Organism: Exophiala xenobiotica
Lineage: Eukaryota; Fungi; Ascomycota; Eurotiomycetes; Chaetothyriales; Herpotrichiellaceae
Exons: 1
Coding region: 1-243 (80 amino acids)
Source: RefSeq, a predicted model, not a curated record
AUGGUUUCGCAAGAAGGAAUCAUUCUUAUAUGCAUUGUGAGCGCCGCAGUAACCGUUGUCCUGGGAUAUUCGGUCCACAGACUAUUCUUCAGAUUCAGCGGAGAAGAGAAUAAACUCCGGAAACCUUCCGAAGAGCAGCUCCAAUACAUGAGGGAGGUCCGCGACAGAAACCGAAUGCUGGCGUAUAUGGACGCAAGAGGCACUGGGGACCAGGAUGCUAGCAAGGGCAAGCAGCAGUAUUGA